AGUCGUUUCUUGAACGUGUCUCAUGCGUGUCCAGCACUUUCGUCAAGAGAUAUUAAGUAUUUUUUCGAAGCGUUUGAAAUAUUGCGAGGAAAAGUGUCGCGAGAAACCAUUUCCAGCACACAGAGGAACGAAGUUCCUUACAAACUCGCGUACAAGCUUCGUAAUCAACCCAAUCUAAGAAACGUGACCAACUUGCCGAAAAUGACGGCGAUCACGGCAAGCGGCGAUGGACGAAACGCUCAUAGCCAGGCUUAUAAAGAUAAAAGUAAACCAACAGACAUUCGCAGUAGCAACAUUAAUGCCGCAAAAGCUGUGAGUGAUGCAAUUCGUACAAGUCUUGGCCCUAGAGGGAUGGAUAAAAUGAUUCAAGCAGGCAAUGGAGAAGUUACAAUUACCAAUGAUGGUGCUACAAUCUUAAAAGAAAUGAAUGUUGUACAUCCUGCAGCAAAAAUGUUAGUUGAAUUAUCCAAGGCACAGGACAUCGAAGCUGGCGAUGGCACUACCAGUGUUGUUGUCAUAGCUGGUUCUCUUUUAGAAGCUGCAGAACGUUUGUUACAAAAAGGAAUUCAUCCUACAUUAAUCAGCGAUGCUUUCCAAAAAGCUGCAACGAAAGCUGUAGAGAUACUGACAAAUAUGUCAAUACCUGUCGAUUUGCAAGACAAACAAUCACUGAUUAGAGCUGCAGCAACUUCCUUAAACUCAAAAGUUGUCUUUCAACAAUCGAGUCUUUUAGCACCACUGGCUGUAGAUGCAGUAUUAAAAGUCACUGAAGAAGGAAAAGAAAGCGUUGUAGAUCUUAAUAAUAUAAAAGUAAUCAAGAAGUUAGGAGGUACAGUUGAGGAUACUGAACUUAUAGAGGGAUUGAUAUUUACACAAAAAUCUUGUAACAUUAAUGGACCAAAGCGCAUUGAAAAAGCGAAAAUAGGUUUAAUUCAAUUCUGUAUUUCUCCGCCUAAAACGGACAUGGAUCAUAAUGUAAUCGUGUCUGAUUACGCUGCAAUGGAUCGUGUUUUGAAAGAGGAAAGAACUUACAUAUUAAAUAUCGUAAAACAAAUCAAAAAAGCUGGUUGCAAUGUACUUCUAGUACAGAAAUCCAUUCUUCGCGACGCUGUUAGUGAUCUAGCUAUACACUUUUUAGAUAAAAUCAAAGUUAUGGUGAUUAAAGACAUCGAGCGCGAAGAUAUUUCAUUCGUAUGUAAAACGUUAGGUUGUAGACCAAUCGCAUCAUUGGAUCAUUUUGUUGCUGAAAAUCUUGUUAACGCAGAAUUAUGCGAAGAAGUACAAACUGGAAAUUCUAAGUUUGUUAAAAUCACUAAAAUACAAAAUCCUGGACCAACAGUAACAGUUCUUGUACGGGGCAGCAAUAAAUUGGUCUUGGAAGAAGCAGAACGUUCAUUGCACGAUGCAUUAUGCGUAGUACGCUGUCUAGUAAAACAGAAAGCUUUAAUUGCUGGAGGAGGAGCACCUGAGAUAGAGCUUGCACUAAAAUUAGGAGCAUAUGCUCAAACUUUGACUGGUGUUGAUGCUUAUUGUAUUAAAGCGUUUGCAAAUGCGUUCGAGAUAAUUCCAUCGACACUAGCAGAAAAUGCCGGAUUAAAUCCCAUUGCAACUGUAACGGAACUUCGAAACCGACAUGCCAAGGGUGAACAUACUACAGGAAUUAACGUACGAAAGGGUUCAAUCACCAAUAUUUUGGAAGAAAAUGUGAUUCAACCACUUUUAGUUUCUAUAAGUGCUAUCACACUUGCAUCGGAAACUGUUCGCAGCAUAUUAAAGAUUGACGAUAUCGUGAAUACAAAUCAAUAAUUUAUAAAAAAUGAUAUUUUAAACAUUUAAAUUGCAUUGCAUUUUUUUCUCGAUUAAAGAAAUGCCACUUUAUACUAGAUUGACUUUAUAAUAUCUUUACAAUUUGCUGAACUAAUAAUAAAAUCAAAGCGUUUAACAUUUUCAAUUUUUCUUAUUAUUGAAAAAUAAAGUCAAUCUGCUUUUAUA
Messenger RNA from Frieseomelitta varia, 1992 nucleotides. RefSeq names its product T-complex protein 1 subunit delta (gene CCT4). The coding region runs from base 202 to 1806 and encodes 534 amino acids. NCBI's taxonomy places the organism in Eukaryota, Metazoa, Arthropoda, Insecta, Hymenoptera, Apidae. The transcript has 9 exons. The record is from RefSeq and is a predicted model, not a curated record. Gene Ontology annotation, molecular function: ATP-dependent protein folding chaperone; ATP binding; ATP hydrolysis activity. Gene Ontology annotation, cellular component: chaperonin-containing T-complex. Gene Ontology annotation, biological process: protein folding.